UGCCGACUGCAGUUCAUAUUCAGGUUCAUAUUCUCCUAAAUUACAUUCCUGGUGUUUUUGUGUCGACGAGUGGUUUUGCCUCGGCACAUAUUAGGUUACCUGUUGUUGGCUGUCCACAUGUCCGUCUCUGACAGUGAUUGCGUAACAAUAUCGACGGCCUUUGAGAAUAAUUAAUUAAGCUAUCGACGCAUCGAGUUAUUUCUCACGUUUUUGCAAUGGCUCACGCUGCAUUUGAAACCCGUCAGUGGAAAAGUUUGCUCCAAUCUCUGAAUGGAAUCCUAGUUCAUUAUGGAGCGUUCAGGAACACAAUGUGCACGUAACAUGUCGGGGCUGAUUUCCAAUAUACUGUUUGCUUGGAUCGUUGCGCAUUUGAAAGAGCUGGAAAAUAAAAUUGUGAUGAAAACUCCGGAGAGCCUGUUGAGGUGGAUGCAGGGGGAUGCUUCGCUCGGUGCUGAGUGGAGUUCUAAUCGUCCGGAGGUGAGAGACAACCGCACCAGCGACAGUCUGACCGACAAGAUCAGAAACUUGAAACUGGAGAUGGGCUGUCUGCGUGCUACAGACGUGCGGAUCCUGCACCAGCUGGUGACGGUGCAUGAGGCUAUGGAGGCUGUGCGCUGGCUGCUUGAGGAGCGUGGCACUCUGGUCAGCAGCCUGACAAGCAGCCAGUGUAGCCUGGCUGAGGGGCCUGGGUCUGGCUUGUCCCCUUGCAGGGAGGGCCUGAGUCUGGCCCUAACUAGCUGGCAGAGUCCUCUAAAUGAUGCCAAUGAAGAACCAAAAGAGUUGAAAUUACCAGAUAGCAUCUCUGGGGACAGCUACUUCCAUAUGCUCACAAAUGCCGUUUCUUGUAAUGACACAGGGUUGACACUAGAGGGCGUUGUUAGCCCUCCUGAGAGAACAGGAGAAACUGGGACACCGCACUGUGGUCUCCCAGAGGAGAGACAAGGGGCCUCGGAGGGUGAAAUUGUGGGGGUGGAGGAACAGACCAUUCCCAGUUGUGAGGUUCUGUUGGGGUAUGACACUCAGUGGUGCUGGGUGGAGUCUCAAGACGAUGUAACGUUUCUCUGACGUUAUAAGCACAAUUCAAAAGAUGCUUUAUGACAUGAAACCUUCCCUCUUCGCCUACCAAAAUUAGAUGCAAUGGUGCCAGUUGGACAUGAGGUGCCGUCCUGGACUAGGAGCGACAUUUAAAUUGACAUUAAAGUGUCCAUGGUGGACUGGAUGAAUGCUAGUAGCAUUGUUCUCUAGAGGAGCAAAAUCAAGGCGUACUCAUUUUGAUUUAGCUACUUUGGUUUGUCAGUUGUUGCCCUUUUGCUUUUCAAUGAGUCACCGUUGCCACUUUCAACUAGAUGUAAAUCAGAUCGAUGUCAAUCACAUUCUCACUAUCACAUGUUUUGCUAGAGAAGGCUUAUGUAGAGGGCUCAGCAGAAAAUGCAUUGACGUUAUGACAUAUCAUAAAUGGACGCAGACAUUUGACAUCUAAAAGACCAUUAAGCCGAUCACAACUCCAGUGUGAUACUAUAAUGAACCCUUAUCUUCUGGAUGCAAAUGUGUUACUCAGAAUAUUAUUCUGUUGA
Messenger RNA from Oncorhynchus gorbuscha (pink salmon), 1574 nucleotides. Its product is annotated as leucine rich adaptor protein 1-like. The record is from RefSeq and is a predicted model, not a curated record. Gene Ontology annotation, biological process: positive regulation of cytokine production; positive regulation of canonical NF-kappaB signal transduction. The coding region runs from base 289 to 1065 and encodes 258 amino acids. The transcript is spliced from 4 exons. NCBI's taxonomy places the organism in Eukaryota, Metazoa, Chordata, Actinopteri, Salmoniformes, Salmonidae.